This is a messenger RNA of Clarias gariepinus (North African catfish), 3020 nucleotides long. It is a transcript of the gene plekhg7, whose product is annotated as pleckstrin homology domain containing, family G (with RhoGef domain) member 7. Gene Ontology annotation, molecular function: guanyl-nucleotide exchange factor activity. Gene Ontology annotation, biological process: Rho protein signal transduction. Lineage: Eukaryota; Metazoa; Chordata; Actinopteri; Siluriformes; Clariidae. The transcript has 17 exons. Bases 354 to 2561 code for a protein of 735 amino acids. The record is from RefSeq and is a predicted model, not a curated record.
CUCGGGGGUUUGUCUCGGUCUAUUGUGCGGUAACGGCUGCUCAUUGUGUACUGAGCUGGGAAAAGCCUGUACUCCACCGCACGCGCGUUAUACGUUACUACUAAUUAGUUUAAAUGUUUCAAAUCUUUUAAAUCUCUUUUGAUGUAGCUCAUCGUCACCUGUUUGAAAUCUAAUGACUGAGCAGUUUUGUUUGGUGAGAGGGAACAGCGCACCAGUGUACUCGUAGACACACACACAUCGCUUCAUGGAGACGACUGAAACAUGAAAUAAAACGUACACUACAAACUGAUCCAACUCUUCUGGAGAUCAGUUCGCUUUCAGCCCCUCAGUGAUACCAUGCAGCUUAGCAAAAGAUGACGGACAUAAAUCAUGAGCAUAUAACGGAAAUUGGAAAGCAUGUGGACAAAACCCUGGAAUGGACCUACAUUGAAUGGCACGAUGAGGACAUGGCCAAAACCGCGGAUGCUCACACGCAAACCUUUCAGGAGCAAACCGUGGACAAAGAGACCCAAACGAGCAAUCCAUUCCUGAUGCGGAUCGAGUUGUCCAGGACCCCUUCUAGACUGAGAUGUGGCUCGCUGGGUGAGGUGGAAACCAUGCCGACACCUUUAUUUCAGUUUGACAGACAGGCACCUGCUCGCAUCUCCACAUCUCCCACUCUGAGGAGGAUGAGGAGCACCAGGAUUCCUUGUCGUGAUGUAGGCAGGAUAGAGAGCACUCAGGAGGAGCCUAGCGUGAGUGAGUCUCCAUCACCGAGGAGCCCUCUGUCACCUUCACACCGUCAGAAAUCUCCCCAUCCUACCACUGUGAAUGAGUCUAAUGGGGACAGUCAGCAGGACGGUCACUCAAAUGAUUUGUUGACUUCCGGGAGCAUCAGAUCUUACAGAUCAAAGACAAUUAGCAGCCAUGUUCUUUAUUCAAAGCAAGAGUUUCUAACUGUGAAUGAAUGCUCUGAUAUUGAUUAUGAUUCUGACAAGGUGAAAGAUCCAAGUCAUAAAAGCAGGCUGCAGGAAAGGAGGCGAAGCUCCGUGGUGGUCACUCUUCCUGGAAUGGACGUUUCUCCUGGUGAUCUUUUCGUCUCCAAUGGUGCCGUCGACAUUUUAAACCGCUCCACGUUAACAGAAACGAAGAAACCAAAGUGGCCUUUUUCAAAGCGUACUAUGAGCAAAGGCAGGACACGCACAGCUGGAGACAUCGAAAAAUGUCUCAUAGCCAUUCAGAUCCAAGAAUGGAGGAACACACAUUUUCAACAGUACAAGGAUUUGACUUUGGAGGAGUUCCUGAGAAGUAAGCCUGAGCUGAGAGCAGAAGAGGAGCCAAAAGCAUACAAACGACAGGAGACCCUCUGGGAGCUCUUCACCAGCGAGUGUGUGUACUUCCUAGACCAGUUAAUGGUGCUGAAAGAGGUAUUUCAGACCACUCUGUCAGAGCUGCAGAUUAGGGAGUGUCUACUAGAUAUUGAUUCUUGGGCACUGUUCGCCAACCUCAAUGAGCUGUGCCUGGUUAGCUUUGGUUUCCUGACCAGUCUACUGGGGGUAAUUAAAGAGCUAUGGGCAACUCCAGAGCCUCCAGAAAGCACUCCAGAAACCAACAGCACAGAGGCCCUGCUGGCUAUUCUCAGAAAGGCUUUUGGUGAAGGCAUUUGUCACUGUCUGCAGAAAUACUGCAUGAACUACACCAAAGCCAUCCACUAUUUAGACACCCUGAAAGCCAGGGAGGACUUCAGCUCCUAUGUGAAGUGGUGCGAAAGAAAAGAACAGUGCCGCAGGCUGCAGUUAAAGGAUCUGCUAGUGUCCCCUUUGCAGAGGUUUACGCGUUACCCCCUUAUCCUGAAGAACAUGGAGAAGAGGAGCUGCACCGAGGCGGAGGAGAGCGCCUUACAGAGCGUAGUGGAGCUGGUGGACAGAGCCAUAUAUGAUCUGGAGGGCAAGGUGAAGUGGUUGGAUAACUAUCAGAAAGUCAAACAGCUGAAGGAAGCCUUGGUCUGGCUCCCAGUGUGGGAAAGAGAGAAGAGAGCACAUGUUCCAGAGAAUCUAAAACACUUGCUGAAAACCGUGAGUUUGGAGAACCUGGUCACUCAACGCAGUCUCCGACACGAGGGGAAGCUCACACUCACUGAGAAUGCAAAGCUGAACGAUGUUUACGUGUUUCUGUUUGACGAAUUCCUCCUGAUCACCAAGGUCAAACGAAAUAAAAAGAGGUCUGUAGCUGGGGAGAUGUAUCCUGCUCGCACUGCAGCUGGCCUGGAGCUGGAGCAGUUACUGCACGAGGGCUGCACCUUCACUGUGCUGGAUCAACCCAUCUCACUAGAUCGCCUGCAGAUCAGGAACAUAGACCAGUUUAACGCAACAGCCUCUGGCCUGCCCUGUUCCUUCAUUAUAAUGCACCAGAAUCGCUAUCAGCAGUGCAUCGGCGUCUUCAUUCUGCAGGCCCCGACCGAGUCCGUUAAGAAAGCAUGGCUGUCUGAGAUCGAGGAGGCGGUCGGCGCUCUGCUGAAGCGGGACUCUCAGCAGCCUCGGCUGAAAAACUCUUCUCUCUACGUGGAGUCUUCUCAGAUCUAACUCCAUUACACACUCAGAAUCUGUCGUCCCUAAUGUCAGUACUGCUGCCUGAUAACAUCACAUGACUUGGACUAAGAUUUUGGGUUUCUAUUUGACUGGAUCCCUGCUUGGCUGUAGAGUCUCAUAUUCUACCCUCAGAUUCAUGUUAAUCCAUUUGAGUAGGUUUAUUCAGGUCAGGCAGCAGUGUAGGUGUAAAGUCCACUGGGUCACAAAUCACACAAAUAGAUACGUAGCUGCAAACUCUGAACUAUUGCUGUAACCUGACACCCACUGAGAACUAAAUGUGCCAGAGGGAUGGAGUAUUACAGUGCUGUAAUUCAUCCACUUGUCGUAUGUUUUGUGUUCCUUUACUUCCUUUUUUUAAUUAAACUUUGCUUUAAAACUGAAACUAUCUGGUCUGUUGAUUUAAACUGGUAAAGGUACCAUUUAUAGCAGUGGCCUGUAAUGUGCUUUAUGGGA